Molecule: messenger RNA, 3246 nt
Organism: Eubalaena glacialis (North Atlantic right whale)
Lineage: Eukaryota; Metazoa; Chordata; Mammalia; Artiodactyla; Balaenidae
Gene: CUL4B
Product: cullin 4B
Exons: 21
Coding region: 42-2750 (902 amino acids)
Biological process (GO): protein ubiquitination; DNA damage response; ubiquitin-dependent protein catabolic process
Cellular component (GO): Cul4B-RING E3 ubiquitin ligase complex
Molecular function (GO): ubiquitin protein ligase binding
Source: RefSeq, a predicted model, not a curated record
CUCAAGUCCUGCGGACCUGGGGGCUUCGGGAUCUGGGCGCUAUGAAAAGUGUCUGCUCAGUCACUUCCGGUUUUUCUUCCCCCAAUCCCUCAGCUGCUGCUGCUGCUGCUCAGGAGGUCAGAUCUGCCACUGAUGGUAAUACCAGCACCACUCCGCCCACCUCUGCCAAGAAGAGAAAGUUAAACAGCAGCAGCAGCAGUAGCGGCAGUAACAGUAGUAACGAGAGAGAAGACUUUGAUUCCACCUCUCCCUCCUCUUCCACUCCUUUACAACCCAGGGAUUCGGCAUCCCCUUCAACCUCGUCCUUCUCCUGCCUGGGGGUUUCAGUGGCUGCUCCCAGCCACGUACCGAUACAGAAGAAGCUGCGUUUUGAAGACACCCUGGAGUUUGUAGGGUUUGAUGCGAAGAUGGCUGAGGAAUCCUCCUCCUCCUCCUCCUCAUCUUCACCAACUGCUGCAACAUCUCAGCAGCAGCAACUUAAAAAUAAGAGUAUAUUAAUCUCUUCUGUGGCUUCGGUGCAUCACGCAAACGGCCUAGCCAAAUCUUCUACCACCGUCUCUAGCUUUGCUAACAGCAAGCCUGGCUCUGCUAAGAAGUUAGUGAUCAAGAACUUUAAAGAUAAGCCUAAAUUACCGGAAAACUACACAGAUGAAACAUGGCAGAAACUGAAAGAAGCAGUGGAAGCUAUCCAGAAUAGUACUUCGAUUAAGUACAAUUUAGAAGAACUCUAUCAGGCUGUGGAAAAUCUCUGUUCUUACAAGAUUUCUGCAAACUUGUACAAACAGCUGAGACAGAUUUGUGAAGAUCACAUCAAAGCACAAAUUCAUCAGUUCAGAGAGGAUUCAUUGGAUAGUGUUCUUUUUCUAAAGAAGAUCGAUAGAUGUUGGCAAAACCAUUGCAGACAAAUGAUCAUGAUCAGGAGCAUUUUUUUGUUUCUGGAUAGGACUUACGUUCUUCAAAAUUCAAUGCUACCCUCCAUUUGGGAUAUGGGACUGGAGUUAUUUAGGGCUCAUAUUAUAAGUGAUCAGAAAGUCCAGAAUAAGACAAUUGAUGGCAUUCUUCUUUUGAUUGAGAGGGAAAGGAAUGGUGAAGCAAUUGAUAGAAGUUUACUCCGAAGCCUUUUAAGCAUGCUCUCUGAUCUGCAAAUUUAUCAGGAUUCUUUUGAACAACGAUUUUUGGAAGAAACUAACCGACUCUACGCAGCCGAAGGCCAAAAAUUAAUGCAGGAAAGAGAGGUUCCUGAAUAUCUUCAUCAUGUUAACAAACGUCUAGAAGAAGAAGCAGACAGACUUAUUACUUACUUAGAUCAGACCACCCAAAAGUCAUUAAUUGCUACUGUGGAAAAACAACUUCUAGGUGAACACUUAACAGCGAUUCUUCAGAAAGGUUUAAAUAACCUCCUUGAUGAAAACCGAAUUCAAGAUUUAUCUCUCCUGUAUCAGCUCUUCAGUAGAGUUCGAGGUGGCGUUCAGGUUCUCUUGCAGCAAUGGAUUGAAUACAUUAAGGCAUUUGGUAGCACUAUUGUAAUUAAUCCUGAAAAGGAUAAAACCAUGGUUCAAGAAUUGCUGGAUUUUAAAGAUAAGGUUGACCAUAUAAUUGAUAUCUGUUUCCUGAAGAAUGAAAAAUUUAUCAACGCCAUGAAAGAAGCAUUUGAAACAUUCAUUAACAAAAGACCAAACAAACCUGCUGAACUUAUAGCUAAGUAUGUAGAUUCAAAGCUUCGCGCAGGCAACAAAGAAGCUACAGAUGAAGAACUUGAGAAAAUGUUGGAUAAGAUUAUGAUUAUAUUUAGAUUUAUCUAUGGCAAGGAUGUUUUUGAGGCCUUCUAUAAGAAAGAUUUAGCCAAGCGCCUGUUAGUUGGGAAGAGUGCAUCUGUGGAUGCUGAAAAAUCAAUGCUGUCCAAACUUAAACAUGAAUGUGGAGCUGCUUUCACCAGUAAACUUGAAGGAAUGUUUAAAGACAUGGAACUUUCUAAAGACAUCAUGAUUCAGUUCAAACAGUAUAUGCAGAACCAGAAUGUACCUGGGAAUAUUGAAUUAACUGUGAAUAUCCUGACGAUGGGUUAUUGGCCAACAUACGUGCCUAUGGAAGUUCAUUUACCACCAGAGAUGGUAAAACUUCAGGAGAUUUUCAAGACCUUUUACCUAGGCAAACAUAGUGGCAGGAAACUUCAGUGGCAGUCAACCCUAGGACACUGUGUGCUAAAGGCAGAAUUUAAAGAGGGUAAAAAGGAACUCCAGGUCUCUCUUUUUCAAACACUGGUGCUGCUAAUGUUUAAUGAGGGAGAGGAGUUCAGUUUAGAAGAGAUCAAGCAGGCUACCGGAAUAGAGGAUGGAGAGUUAAGAAGAACACUGCAGUCAUUGGCUUGUGGCAAAGCUAGAGUUCUGGCGAAAAAUCCAAAGGGUAAAGAUAUCGAAGAUGGUGACAAGUUCAUUUGUAAUGAUGAUUUCAAGCACAAACUUUUCAGGAUAAAGAUCAAUCAAAUUCAGAUGAAAGAAACGGUUGAGGAACAAGCAAGCACCACAGAAAGAGUAUUUCAAGACAGACAGUAUCAAAUUGAUGCUGCAAUUGUUCGAAUUAUGAAGAUGAGAAAGACACUUAGCCACAAUCUUCUUGUUUCAGAAGUGUACAACCAGUUGAAAUUUCCAGUAAAGCCUGCUGAUCUUAAGAAGAGAAUAGAAUCCUUAAUUGACCGGGACUACAUGGAAAGAGAUAAAGAAAAUCCAAACCAGUACAAUUAUAUUGCAUAAGAUGUUGGCCUUGGAGCAUUUGGUGUCAUAAGCAGUAGCCAGUGGAUAAACUAACCUGUUAUUAUUUGACUUCUUUUAUACUACCAAUGACCAAAUGAAGCAGUGUAAUGGAAAUAGUUGAGUGACUUUUCAGUGGUUAACAUGCCCAUUUAAAGAGUAAUACUUACCUUUAAGAAGAAUGUUGUUGAACUCUUUGCAUGUUAUUUAGUAUGAUGUGCAGAAAACUCUUAAGAAAGUACCUGGUCUUCAUGAUUCCUAUUUGGAACUGGGGAAGAGGUCCCUAUGGCUAUUAAAAAAAAGAGGAGGGGGGUUCUUAUACACCAUUAAUUAUGAAGCAAAAGGUUUAUUUGCUUAAAAUGUCAUUUAAAGAUACUUAAACUGCAUGCAAACUUUAUUUACUGUACAGAGUUCUGGAUGUAUUUAUCAAAUAGAAAAACCACCCUGGACUUGGUUGUUCACCUGUUUUGUGAUUUCCCUUGAAGAGAAAAAUAAGUUG